This is a messenger RNA of Torulaspora globosa, 669 nucleotides long. It is a transcript of the gene PET18, whose product is annotated as Pet18p. The record is from RefSeq and is a predicted model, not a curated record. Bases 1 to 669 code for a protein of 222 amino acids. NCBI's taxonomy places the organism in Eukaryota, Fungi, Ascomycota, Saccharomycetes, Saccharomycetales, Saccharomycetaceae. Gene Ontology annotation, cellular component: cytosol. The transcript has a single exon.
AUGCAGGGAAAUUGGGGAUCGAUGGCCACUACUACUGAGUGUUUGCUGGCGAAGUACCAGGAUACUUUCAAGAAGGCGACUGAGCAUCAGUUGACCAAGGAAUUGUGCCAAGGAACUCUGGAGGAUGCGAUUUUGUACACGUACCUGGCUCAGGAUUUGCAAUUUUUCGAGACUGGAUUGCGUCUGAUUUGUAAGGUCACGUCGUUGGCACCAAGCGUGGAUAGUCUGAUUACGUUGGCGAAGAAAAUCGGAUUCUUUGCCAACGACGAAAACACGUACUUUCGCGAUGCGCUGGAGUUGUUGAAGCCUGCGGUGGAGGCUUCGAGACGCGAGUUCUUGGGCAAGGAACAGAUCGGCAGCAUCAAGAAGUAUGUCGGGUUCCUGGCCGAGAUGACCGAGGACGCAAGCUACAGCUAUGGUCAGCUGGUGACGUAUCUGUGGUGUGCGGAAGAAGUGUACUGGAAAUGGGCACACGAUUUGCCAAGAGCCGAGAAUUUACACUGGAAACAUCAGACCUGGAUCGACUUGCACGACGGUGAGCACUUCCAAGUUUGGUGCGAGUUUCUGAGGAAGGAAGUAGACAAAUACUCUUUGGAAGAAGUCGAAAGCGUUUUCCAAAAGACUUUGCAGCUGGAAUACGAAUUUUUUGACGAGUGCUACAACGCGUAG